This is a messenger RNA of Brassica rapa (field mustard), 862 nucleotides long. RefSeq lists its product as uncharacterized. Gene Ontology annotation, biological process: regulation of DNA-templated transcription. The record is from RefSeq and is a predicted model, not a curated record. Gene Ontology annotation, cellular component: DRM complex. NCBI's taxonomy places the organism in Eukaryota, Viridiplantae, Streptophyta, Magnoliopsida, Brassicales, Brassicaceae.
AUGAAAACGCAUCUCGCUCCUUUUCGCCUAGAAGAAGAAGAAGCUUCAGAGCUGCCUAAUGGUAACUAAAAGGGGAUUCUCAGUCUGAUCCUUGAGAAUUUAGCUUAUUUUAGCAUCUAUAUUUUUAUAGAAGAAGAAUUUCUGAUUAGGAAGGAAACAAAAUGGAGCCAGGCCAACGAACAAGCAGCACUCCACCAAAAGAACAAAUGCCCCAGGCCGCGGAGAAGAAAGGGAACCCAUCUCAAUCUCCAGCAACCACCACUAAUGUAUACGUGCGGAGAAAAGUCGAGACUGACGCAUCCAAAGACACUGUGACUAAGCAGCAGCCCAAGGCCAGCUCAUCAUCCAUAGUACCACCACCUCCGGAAUGGGAAGAGCGUUACCACCAUCUACAAAUGCUCCUAAACAAGCUUAAUGAUUCUGAUCAGACCGAUCAUCAUCUACACACGCUUUGGUCAUUUUCCUCCGCGGAGCUUAGCAAGCAUGCGGUUGACUUGGAGAAGAGGUCCAUUCAGCUAUCUCUCGAGGAAGCGAGGGAGAUGCAGCGUGUAGCGGCUUUAAACGUGCUUGGAAGGUCUGUCAGUACUCUAAAGUCUACAUCCAAUGAAGAGAGAUAAUGAUGGGGGCUUGUGGCUUUGCUUUUGUAAUAGCCUUCCAAGCCAAAGUCUUCUUCUUAAGCCUCCUCCUGGUCCUGGGACAACUGUCACUUGGAGCUUAAAGAUCCCAUUGUAUUCGUGUGUCUACUACUUAUAACAUGUGUACUCAUCCCAGCUCUCAUAUCUCAUUCUACCAAGUCCAUGUAUUUUAUCUCUGUAGAUGAAGAUAUUGAGUUUUUAAAUUGGAGAUUAAAUUUGCUAAAUAA